AUGUCGGCCUUGGAGGGUGAUGCUGUUUUCAACCCAUCAUCAGCUGUGGAUCUUUUCAAACCAUCCAAGCAAGUUACAAGCACACGGUCACCACCAAAGUUGCUUCGAGGAAUGGCUAUGCAUAAAGCCAUGCAGCAUGUGUACGGCUUACCGGCACCAAGUUCUACUACUACUACAGCAGCAGCAUCAGCAUCAUCACCAUCACCAUCAUCAUCUGCAUCUUCUUCAGCAUUGGCAUCUUCUUCAGCAUUGGCAUCUUCUUCAUCUGCAUCUUCUUCAUUGGCAUCUUCAUCUGUAUCAUCAUCAUCUUCUUCAUCUGCAUCAUCAUUGUCAUCAUCAUCAUCAUCAUCAUCAUCUUCUGCAUCAUCAUCAUCAUCAUCUGCAUCGUCAUCUUCUGCAUCAUCAUCGUCAUCAUCAUUGUCAUCUGCAUCAUCAUCAUCUGCAUCAUCCAUGGACGAGCUUUGCGAAGCUCUCCACAUGUUGGAUCUUUAUGACCAAGACACGGCAGUACCGGAUGCAAUUCCUGACACUCCUGAGUUGCGAGAAACCGUAGAGGAUGAAGGCACAGAUGCCUCAGAGCCACAAGUUCAAGAACUUGAAGAUACCCCAAUGGCGUCACCAUUGCCAUCACCACCAUCCUUCCCGUUGCCAUUGCCACCACCACCACCGCCACCACCACAACAACCACCACCACAACAACAACAACCGCCACCACAACAACAACAACAACAACAACCACAACCGCCAAUUUUGUAUACCCAGGUGAUCCCACCACCACCCAUCAUUCAUCCGGAGGCAACACCGGAAGUAGUAGUAGCAGCAGUAGUCGCAGCAGCAUCAUCAGCACCAGCGGCAUCAGCAAUACCUGUUGCGUCAAGCACAGAGCUUGCAUCACCAAUUUUGUCUGAACAUGCUGAACAAGCAGAUUCAUUCAUGGGCGGAGACGAUAUCCUUGCAGAGAUCAUGGGGACCGAUUUUAUCGAUCCCUUUGAUGAAGUAGUCUUCAAUGAAGACGCAUAG
This is a messenger RNA of Lichtheimia ornata, 1020 nucleotides long. RefSeq lists its product as uncharacterized. NCBI's taxonomy places the organism in Eukaryota, Fungi, Mucoromycota, Mucoromycetes, Mucorales, Lichtheimiaceae. The coding region runs from base 1 to 1020 and encodes 339 amino acids. The transcript has 5 exons. The record is from RefSeq and is a predicted model, not a curated record.